Mauremys mutica (yellowpond turtle) is the source of this 4155-nucleotide messenger RNA. Its product is annotated as sphingosine kinase 2-like. NCBI's taxonomy places the organism in Eukaryota, Metazoa, Chordata, Testudines, Geoemydidae. The transcript has 5 exons. Gene Ontology annotation, biological process: sphingosine biosynthetic process; sphinganine-1-phosphate biosynthetic process; positive regulation of apoptotic process. The record is from RefSeq and is a predicted model, not a curated record. Gene Ontology annotation, cellular component: cytoplasm; membrane; intracellular membrane-bounded organelle. Bases 747 to 2510 code for a protein of 587 amino acids.
ACCUGCUGCUGGGGGCGGGGGAUGGUGGCAGGUGUCAGCCCUGCGGGGGGGCCCAUUUCCCAGCCCCCCUGCCCUGUGGCGCGGGGCCAGGCUGCUCCCCGCCUGUGUCCCUAGCUGGGGGGGGGGCUGGAUCGGGUCCAACCCCCCAUUUCCCCAGGCCCCAUUGCGGGGGAAAGAAACUUUUCAAGUGUCUUUAAAAAUCCCAGCGACUCCUGGCUCCCUCCUGCCGAGCCGGCCCCCCCCGCCCCCCCCCAGGCGAACGCAGACAUCGGGGAGGGGGGAGAGGGCUGGAGCCAACUCAGCUCCCCCCUCCCCGCUGGGCCCCUCGGGAGGGGAAAGGCUGAAGCCGGUUUCUGGCUCCCUGCGGGCCCUUCCCCCUGCUGAGCCGCUUAGUCAAGCCGGCUCUCAUUCCUCGGCUGCUCGAGAUUCCCCGUAUUCCUGCCCUGGGGCGCUGCCCUCGGGGAUGGGGCGCCGUGGGGCGUAAAGAUCCCGCCGGCGUCUGGGUGGGCCAGAGGCAGCAGAACAGACUUGGGGGGUUGGAUCUGGACAUUUCUCCUAGUGGGGUUAGUUGCCCCUGGCCCGGCGCUGAUCCACCCCCCGCCCAGGCGCGGGCCACGUUCUAGUGGCGGUUUGGUCUGGGUUUGGGCGGGGAACUAGGGGAGAGUGGAUGGUGCUGGAAGGACCCACCCGAAGUGCGGCUUGAGCCUGCUGGGGAAGGCGGGUUGGGCCGCGUCCCCGCCGGGAAGAUGAACCUCGUUCUGGGGCCGUACGGCGAGGGCGCGGAGACGCUGCUUCACGGGGAGUUUGGGGCUUACCCCUCCAAGGGGUCCCGCUACGCCCUCAGCCUGACCCGGACGGCGCUGCACAUCCAGCGGCUGGUGCCCAAGCCGGAGACGGACCAGCGCACCGUGGUGCCCCUGGCCGAGGUGGUGGGUUGCCACACGCUGCGUAGCCGGGCGCCGGCCGACCGGGCGGCGUAUUUCUCUGUCUACGCCUACCCGCUGAAGAAGAGGAAGGUGGCGGUGGGGUCGGGGCGCGGGCGGCAGAGGGCGGCGCGGACCUUCCAGGUGGAUGGGGCCGACGACUACGAGAAGAACCAAGCGGUGGCGGAGAAAUGGGCGGCUGCCAUCAAGUGCCUGGUGUUGGGCAUCCCCAUCUCCAGCGACACAGACAUCGCUCCCAGCCUCCUGCCGCGCCCGCGCCGGCUGCUGCUCCUGCUGAACCCGUUUGGGGGCAGGGGCCUGGCCCUGCAGUGGUGCCAGACCCACGUGCUGCCCAUGAUCACGGAGGCGGACAUCAGCUUCAACUUGAUCCAGACGGAGAGGCCGAACCACGCCCGGGAGCUGGUGAAGGGCAUCAACCUGGCAGAAUGGGAUGGGAUCGUCGCCGUCUCAGGGGAUGGGCUCCUAUACGAGGUUCUCAACGGGCUCAUGGAGCGCCCCGACUGGGAGCAGGCCAUCAAGAUGCCGAUUGGGAUUUUACCGAGUGGUUCGGGGAACGCAUUGGCCGGAGCCAUCAACUGUAACGCCGGCAGGCUGGAGCAGGUGCUGGGUCUGGAGCUGCUGCUGAACUGCGCCCUGCUGCUGUGCCACGCGGCCGUCACCCCCCUGGACCUGGUGGCCGUCACCACGGCCUCGGGCGCCCGCUGCUUCUCCUGCCUCAGCGUGGCCUGGGGCUUCGUCUCGGACGUGGACAUCGAGAGCGAGAAGUACCGGCACAUGGGCGCCGCCCGCUUCACGCUGGGCACCCUGGUGCGCCUGGCCUCCAUGCACACCUACCGCGGGCGCCUCGCCUACCUGCCUGCCGCCGACGCCCCCGCCCACCGGCCCAUCUCCCGCAGCAUCACCGUGGCCCCCAACGGCCGCCUGCCCCUGCAGCGCCUGCCCCUGCACCGCGCCCUGUCCGACAUGGGGCUGUGCGAGGAGCGUCACGCCUUCCGGGGGGCCGAGCCGGCCCCCACGCCCUGCCCCUCGCCCGGCUCCCCGCCCCCCUCCUCUGCCUCCGUCCUGCCCCCGCCCAGCUUCUCCUUCGAACCCGGGCCGGGGGAGCUGCCGGCCGGCGGGCCGGGCGAGGCCCAGGUGGGCGGCCCCCCGGACGAGCUGCUGGUGCCGCUGGGGCAGCCGGUGCCCGGCUCCUGGGUGACGGUGGAGGACGACUUUGUGCUGGUGCUGGCCAUCUACCAGAGCCACCUGGGGGCCGACCUCUUCGCCGCCCCCUUCGCCCGCUUCGACGACGGGCUCAUCCACCUCUGCUUCAUCAAAGCCGGCAUCUCCCGCGCCGCCCUGGUCCGCGUCUUCCUGGCCAUGGAGAAGGGCAGCCACUUCGAGCAGGAGUGCCCCCACCUUGUCCACGUGCCCGUCCGGGCCUUCCGCCUGGAGCCCCUCACCCGCAAGGGCAUCCUGACCGUGGACGGCGAGCGGGUGGAAUACGGCCCCAUCCAGGGCCAGGUGCACCGGGGCCUCGCCAGACUGAUCACCGGCAUCGACCGCCUCAAGAUCGCCACCGGCUGAUGCCCCCGGCUGGGUGCGGAGAGGGGGGGGCCAGGCCCCUCUCCAGCCAGCUUGGUGCGGGGGGGAGCAGGAAACGGCUGACAGGGGCCGUGCCGCCCCCCCCCCUCCGCUCCUGGCGGCAGCGGGGACUGACCGCCCGGCGCCUGCCUAAAGCUGCCUAUUUAUUGCUUUGAUCCUGGCAUCACCCACUGAAUGAAUGUAAGGCAGGGGCGUGACCCCUGGGGGAGGGGGGGGUCUCCCACCCUGGGGGGGUCACAGGAGGGAAAGGCCCUUUUUCACCCUCCCCCCCCAAUCCCGCGUCCAGGGGGCGCUAGGGAGUCGCAACCGGGGCACGUUUCCACUGCCUGCCACGGAGGGGGAGGCUGUGCCCGCGGGGGGAGCCCCGGGGCUGGUGCCUCCAGCCACGGGGGGGAGUGGGAGGGGGUGGCAGGCGUCCCAGCAGGCGCUGCAGUACCUGUGCGCCCCCCCCACAUGUGUGCAGCCUGGUGUCUCCCCCUGGGGGCUGGAGGUGGGGCUGCAGGCAAGAUGCCCCCAUCACACGCGGGGGAGGGGGCGUGGCUUUGCGGACCAGUUGCUGAUCUCGGUGGUGCGGUCAUGCUGGCUGGCUGCCCCUGCUCUAACCACUAGCGCCCCCCUCCCCCCUGAGCCAGGAUAGAACCCAGGAGUCCUGGCUCCCAGUCUCCACCCCACCCCCGCUCUAAUCACUAGACCCCACUCCCCUAUGUGAGCAGCAGGUACAAUUUUUGGAGGGGGGGGGGUCUACUGGGGGGUGGGAGCCAUGACUCCUGGGGUCUUUUCCUGCCUCUGGGAGGGGAGUGGAGCCUAGGGGGUGAGGGCAGUGGUGGGCAGGUACGUGCCUCAGUUUCCCUCUAUCGCAGAGGCUGGCAGGCUGGCCCCCCUCCGCUGGCCAGGUGCCAGGUGCACCAGAGCCCGGCGGGAAGGGGCAGGGCCCAGCAAAGGCCGCACGCUGGAGAUUUCUUUGCACUAAAACCUCUGUGCUCUGUGAGGGGGGAGGCCUGGUGGGCUGUGGGGGAGGGGGGAAGAGAUGACAAUGUCUGUCUGUCCUGUGUGUCCUACUAGUUGCUGCUACUAACAGCCUCCCCCCCCCCCACCAGUAACUUUGAUGUGAGCAAGAAACUAGAAUGAGCUGAAAUUGAUCAGAUCCAUGGGCCCAUCUACCCUGGUGUCCCCCCCUGCCCUGUCCAGAUCAGCCCCAUGGGCCCAUCUACCCUGGUGUCCCCCCGGCCCUGUCCAGAUCAGCCCCAUGGGCCCAUCUAUCCCAGUAUCUGACCUUUUUCCCCCAUCAGCUCCAUGAACCCCUUUCCCCUGCUGUCCAGCAAGGCAGUGGGAGGAGCAGCUCUGACUUCCCCCGCAAUGCAGUGGGAGGCAAUUUCUCCCCCUGCCCCCCAGGUGCCUUGCUAAGCGGGGGGGCACUGGCAUCAGGCCCUGUGUGUUAACCCUGCGUGUGCCACGGCUGCCCUCGCUGUUCCCACGUCUCGUCCCUGUUGAAGUGAUUUAGACCUAUGCAAUAAAGCAAGAGCAUGAGGCCUCUGGGCCGCGCCCUUCAUUCAGCUGCUGGGCUGCGGGUCGGGAGUGAGGGGCACUGGCACAGUUGCUGUGGGGGAGCCCAGGGCCGGGCUAGCAG